Eruca vesicaria subsp. sativa (arugula) is the source of this 336-nucleotide messenger RNA. NCBI's taxonomy places the organism in Eukaryota, Viridiplantae, Streptophyta, Magnoliopsida, Brassicales, Brassicaceae. The record is from the annotation of a GenBank genome assembly.
AUGAACGUCGUUUCUGAGCGUUGCAACUAUAUUCAAUCCCCAAGCCACAGUCUGGCGACCUCCUCUUCAACUUCCCAAUCUCUCUCUCUACACAUACCUGAUAGCCGCUUUCGAUUUCUAAUUUUGUUUCCGUUUGUCCAUCCAUUGAAUCUUUCCGGCGAUGGCACCGCCGCUCCGUUACACAUACCUCCGAUCGACAAUUGGUGGUGGCUAUCACACAAAGGAACCACCACUUCAUUCCUCUGCAUCUCCCUCUUCGCAUUACUGAUCCGAUCGAUUGGUACAGAAACGGCACUCACAAUCUCACUUACUGGGGACUCGAUUACCCUCCUUUAA